AUGGCAAGCGGCGAGCGCCAGCAGCAGACGCCGGAUGGUGACAACGGCGGGAAAUGCAAGCGACCGCAACCACCCUCCUGCGACGCGUGCAGGCUUCGCAAGGUCCGAUGUGACAAGAAGGAACGGCUUGACCAGCGCGCACAGGAGCUCGGCACCGCCUCUGCGCUCCUGCCGGAGGCAGAGGUGGAAGCGACAGCGUGCUCAAAGUGCCUGACCCAGGGCCUGCGCUGCACUUUCGAACAUGGGAGCCGAAAAAGGGCCAAGCUCCGGAACGGGAAGCGCAUCCUGGCCAUCCAGAGCUCUCAACUGCAGCAGCAGGGGCAUCCGUCACCGAUGAAUGAGGCGGCGUCGACAAGCACGCUCAAGCAGCCUUCCACCUGCACCUGCUCGUGCGCCUGCUCGUGCACCUGCGCGUGCACCUGCGCCUUUGCCCAGACUUCUCAUUCGGCACCUGCAGCCACGAAUGGCCUCCUGGGCGUGGAAGGAAUGACACGCUCGCUCUUGGAGCAGUGCUUCAAGAUGUUCUUUCGCUACGUUGCACCAAUCCGACCGAUCCUGCACCUCGACCAUUUCUGGGACGCAUACCUGAGCUACUACGAUCAGCAGCAGCAGCAGCAGCAAACGGAACAGGGUAAAGCAGAGGCUCCCGUGGCAGCAGACGAGCUUCUGCUGCUGGCCGUGGCUGGGCUCGGUGCGGGACUGCUCGAGCCAUCGAUGGCAUCCCUGGGCAGCGAGGCCAAAUUCAAGCUGCAGGACCGCUGUGUCGAGCGAUACAGCGUGCUGUUCGAGGAGAGGGACUGGACGGACUGGCACCAGCGGAGCAACGCGGGCGACGUGGUGGAAGCCAUGUAUCUCAUGACCGAUUUUGACGAAGAGGUACCCCAGGGCAGACGAGACAGUCACGAAGCGACGUCUGGCACUCGAGGCAGCCCCAAAACUUCCUCCUCAUACAGGCAGAUGACCGACGUACCAAAGGGAGGCCAGGAACACAAAGCAAAGGAGGGCCCUCUGCGCAGGGGCAUAUUCUCACACACGCUUCUCGUCGAGAUGGCCAUGUCUUUGCGAGUCAAUCGCGCUCCGCAGAGACGGACCGACUGUGCGGAGGGCGAGACGAGGCCAUUUCGUGAUGCUGAUGGCUCCUUCAUAACGGCAAAGGAGCUGUUCCGGAGAAAGCGUAUCUUCUGGGUCAUUUUCACGCACGACACCCUGCGCUGCUUUGCCAGGAGAGAGUCUCCCAGGAUAGGCGAUGACGACUACGACCAGGAUCUGCCAAAGCUGAGCGCAGUGGAUGGUAGAUCCAAAGAGCGCCAAGAGCAGCCUCGGAAGGUCAGGGCAGGAAAGGGCGCGGACCCAUUGAUUGACUUCUCAAUAUACCAGACGGGAGACGCCACAGAUCCGUCGGUGAAUCCGGCGCCCGCAAACGUCACCACACAGCCAGCACGAUCAGUGCGUUUCGACGGGCUGUAUCUCGAGCACAACCUGCGCUUCGUCUUUCUCGUCCGCGCCGUCGCAAUGCACUUUGUGUCGCCACGCUCGCAGGGCAAGGGCAUCCGUGUCCGAGACGUAGACAAUGCCGUCUCUGCGCUGCGCCUGUGGAAGCAAGAGCUCCCAGGUGAACUGCGGUGGGAGAGGAAUGUUCGACCGCUUGCGGCACAGCACGUCACGGAAGGUGACGCGCGCAAGUCGGCUCCAAUCGGCUGGGAACUGGCGCGUAGGAACGCAAUCAAGGCCCUCUCGCUCCAGUACCUCUACCACGGCACGAUUCUGUGUCUGUGGUCAGCCGUAAAGGACUUUGGGCUGCGCACGGGUCAAGACGUGACUGAGCAGGCCAGUCUGCUCGUCUUUCGGAUGAAGAGCAAGCCCGAUGGCAAAGAGGCCGUCGACGAACAAGACUGCGCCGAUUCUGACACUGGCGGGAGGGUCGACAAGCUGGCAAAGAGCUCCUUUGAUCACUUUGUCCAGGUGACGAGAGAGGCCCAACCUCAUGGGCUCCUCCGUUGCUCGCCAAAUGCCUUCUUGAAGACCAUCGUCGCGUUUGUCCAUCUCGGCAUAGGCAUGGCCGCCAACGAAGCCGAGCCCGGUGCGGUUGCUCACAUCGCAGAGUGCUGUCACUCUCUCGUCGCUGCACUUUCCACCAUCGAUUCGUAUCAGAACGUACAUGAGCUACGCGAGCAGCUGGGGCUCAGACUACAGCAUCUUCCCUCGACCGCUUCCACGCAGGAUAACCAGACUGGGGCCCAUGUGCCGGCUGGACAGGAGCACUUCGGCGAGGACCUUCACCUCUUUUCUAGCGAUGCUCAACAGGCGCAAACUCCAAACGCGAAUUCCUGGCUGUCAGAUUGGCUGGCGCAGGUGCUGUUCCAGCCCAUGUCGGAUGCUCUCUUGCCUGGGGACGACGUCUACCGGCAGCAGGGCUGGCAAGAAGGAACGUCGACUGCCGGGCUCACUGAAGAGCAGGAAUUCCUGGGCCUCUUCGAUCCAGUCUGGUGA
Messenger RNA from Acaromyces ingoldii, 2490 nucleotides. RefSeq lists its product as hypothetical. Gene Ontology annotation, molecular function: DNA-binding transcription factor activity, RNA polymerase II-specific; zinc ion binding. Lineage: Eukaryota; Fungi; Basidiomycota; Exobasidiomycetes; Exobasidiales; Cryptobasidiaceae. Gene Ontology annotation, biological process: regulation of DNA-templated transcription. The transcript has 2 exons. The coding region runs from base 1 to 2490 and encodes 829 amino acids. The record is from RefSeq and is a predicted model, not a curated record.